ACCUGGUAAUCUGUACACAUCUUUCUGCUUUUCACCCCUGUGCACUAUUCACUGCAUUUGCUUGCAUGAAAGGAGAUGGAAUACAGGCGUGGUCAUGCCCCAAUUUAGGCACCUGCAAGGCCAUUCUCAUGUGACUCGACCAUCCUCUUCGCUCUUGCGUGAGAACCCUCUGUGCGAUUUCUCAGGCUGAGGUAUCCAACUUGAGACUUCAAACGAGCGACAAGCAACCAGCCAGCGCAGAAGGGAAGAGCAAAGCAACUUUCAAGGAUGGAUUCGGACUCGGAUUUCUACGGUAACGAAGAGGCGAUCUCGGCUCUUGAGGCCCGUGUUGACGACUUCGAUAUUGUGGCUUGGUGGGACGCCCAGAAUGACAUGGCAAGCUACUUCCACAACACGACACAACCCCAAAAUGCACCACAAAUCGUUGCACCCCUUAAUAACGCAUACCAAGGCCAACCUGGGGCAUGGCAACUCUCCGAAUCCAUCGAGCACUUCCUUGCCCGUCUACCGCCCGCCACAACCGACUGGAGCCCUGGGCUCGACUGGAUCUGGAUCGCCAACCCAUAUAUCCCGCCGGGCCCGAGUUCUGCCCUAGCCCAGUUUCGUGAAGGCGGCGCGGAACGACUCAAACUCCUUGACAAUUUCGCAAAGAUGGCCACCGUGGGCGCGGCGAAGGCAAGUGGUAAGCCACUCAAUAUGCUCAGGGAGGACCUGGCCAAAGAGCGGAGGGAGACCGUGGAAGACCUGCGGGAGCUCGCAGUGGCCUGUAAUGUCGUCGGAGGGAAGUGGAUGCUGUUUCCUGACCCGGGUUAUGUGAAUGAUGUCUGGGCGAAGGUCGCACGGGCCACAGCAAACAACGAGCUCGGGAUUGCGGCUAAGGUAGCGACGAGGGUAGAGACCGGGAAGGCGAGGUUGAUCUGCGUCUAUACGCGGGAUUUCAGGGACAAAGAUGACGUGGCGCGAGUGCUGAAUAGGAUGAGGGAACUGGAGUUAAUACGGCCCGGCGGAAGACAGAUCUACUACAAGUCCGAUGCUUGGACUGAACUGGGAAUCUAUGGGGGGAAUAACUGGGGCAUUCAGGCAUCGAUAUACUCCUCCAACGAAAUAUUCUCGUACAUCAAGAGCGUUGCCCCCGGGCGAUCAUCAGCACCCUAGACACAGAGCUGCAGACUGCCUCAUUGCCGUCAGCUGAUGUGUACUCUUCAUAUCACAUGGCAUUGAUGUCCUGCACUCGGAGACCCCGGGCACUGCGUGGAGCUAUCUCUCGAGAGGAUAUACCUUCUAGCCAUUGUGCAUGUCGUAAUACAACACCUUCUAGUCAUGGGCG
Molecule: messenger RNA, 1327 nt
Organism: Chaetomium strumarium
Lineage: Eukaryota; Fungi; Ascomycota; Sordariomycetes; Sordariales; Chaetomiaceae
Exons: 4
Coding region: 268-1155 (295 amino acids)
Source: RefSeq, a predicted model, not a curated record